Messenger RNA from Brachypodium distachyon (stiff brome), 4421 nucleotides. RefSeq names its product serine/arginine-rich splicing factor 11. Bases 1 to 2361 code for a protein of 786 amino acids. The record is from RefSeq and is a predicted model, not a curated record. Gene Ontology annotation, molecular function: RNA binding; metal ion binding; protein binding. Lineage: Eukaryota; Viridiplantae; Streptophyta; Magnoliopsida; Poales; Poaceae. The transcript is spliced from 3 exons.
AUGGCGGCGCCCAAGCCCAUCUGGGUCCGCCAGGCGGAGGAGGCCAAGCUCAAGUCCGAGGCCGACACCGCCGCCGCCGCCAAGGCCGCCUUCGACGCCACCUUCAGGGCCCUCUCCGCGUCCGACCAGCCCCAGGACGGCGACCUGGACCACCACCACCUCGAGUACAAGCCUUCCUCCCCCGCUGAGCAAGCCUUCGACCGCGACGCCGACUCCGACGACGACGACGACGACCGCCCCCGCGCCCCUCCCGGCCCCGUCGACUCCUCCAAGUCCUCCGCCGCCGGCCCUGGCAUCGCCGGUGGCUCUGCUGGCGCCCCGGCCACCUUCACCGUCGUCGGGAAGGACCGCGACGGGCGCAGGGUCUCCACCGGCGGCGCGCGCGUCCGCGUCCGCAUCUCCCCCGCCGCCGGCGUCGGCGGCGACGACCUCGAUGGCGUCGUCAAGGACAACGGCGAAGGGUCCUACGCCGUCACCUACGCGGUCCCCAAGCGCGGCAACUACAUGGUCCAUGUCGACCUCGACGGCUCGCCCAUCAUGGGGAGCCCCUUCCCCGUCUUCUUCAGCGCAGCAACCGCUGCCACCACUACGUUCCCCACCACGCUCCCGGCCGCCUCAUCAGCCUACCCCAAUAUGGUCAACCAGACCAUGCCCAACAUGCCGAACUACGCAGGCUCCAUGCCCGGUUCUUUCCCCAGCUUGCUCGGCCUCAUCCCUGGCGCCUCUACUGGCUCCUCUGGUGGAGUCGUCCUGCCCGGGGUUGGCGCCUCGCUGGGGGAGAUUUGCCGGGAACACAUCAAUGGGAAGUGCACGAAGGGAACGGACUGCAAGUUCAGCCACCCGCCGCAGCAGCUGCUCAUGUCUGUCAUGGCUGCUACUUCAUCUGUGGGUGCGCUCAGCCAUGCUCCCAUGGCACCCUCUGCCGCAGCCAUGGCAGCUGCUCAGGCCAUCAUGGCUGCCCAGGCACUUCAGGCACACGCUGCUGCGCAGAUGCAAGCUGAUUCCAAAGCCGCCGCACAGUCUACAGGUUCGGUGGAUAAAGCUGAGGCACUGAAGAAAAUGGUGCAGAUUAGCAACCUGAGCCUGCUUCUUACGGUGGAACAUCUUAAGCAGCUAUUUGGGUACUGUGGCAAAGUUGUUGAUUGUACCAUCACAGAGACAAAGCAAACUGCUUAUGUAGAGUACUCCAAACCCGAAGAAGCAACUGCGGCAUUGGCGCUCAAUAACAUGGAUGUCGGUGGUCGACCCUUGAACGUGGAGAUGGCUAAAACUCUCCCUCCAAAGACUAAUCUGGCAAAUAGUAAUUUGCCUAUGAUGAUGCAGCAAGCCGUUCAGUUGCAACAGAUGCAAUUCCAGCAGGCACUGAUGAUGCAGCAGUCAAUAGCAACUCAACAGGCAGCUGCACGUGCUGCCACUAUGAAAUCUGCCACUGAAGCAGCAGCAGCAAGGGCUGCUGAGAUAAGCAGGAAGUUGAAAGCAGAGGGCUUUGGCGGGGAAAAUGUGGAAGAAAAUGAUGCCAAAGGGAAGUCGAGGUCACCAUCACCCCCUUCUCGUAGAUCCAAAUCUCGGUCAAGAUCACCUAUCAAGUACCGUCGGAGUAGGCGGGACCACUCCUACUCUCCCCCUGUUAGACGCUCCCGGGAGCACCGAUCGCGGUCUCCGUCAAGAUCUCACCACUCGAAGUAUGGCAGCGAACGAUCACAUAGGGAUGACAGCGACAAGUACAGCCGGUCUAGGAGAAGAGAGACUGACCGUUCUCGUGAUCAUUAUUCCUCUAGUUCAAGGAGGAACAGGAGCAAAAGUAUAAGUCCGAGGUAUAAGAAGUCAUCAAGAGCUGAUUCUCGCUCACCAAAGCGGCACAGGGAAGAAGAAAGUUUAAGAUCAUCAAAAUCAAGAAGGUCAGCUCGUGCUGGUUCAAGGUCACCGCGACAUCAUAAAGGAAGCAAAUCAUCACCAACACGUGACCAUCACUCUUCUCGUCGUAGCAGGCAUUCAAGAUCCAGAUCUCAAGAGAGAAAACAUCGUAGCAGUGAUAAAAAGGAUGACAAAAAAUCUGAGAUGCAUGAUGACAAGAAAAGGUCUGUUAGAGGUAAUAGAGGUAGCAAAGAUGAAAGAUCUGCAAAGGAACCAGUGGAAGAUAAGAAUGCGGACACUUCUGUUGUUGCUCAUAAAAGGAGUUCAUCAGUAUCUGAAGAUGAAAUGCCGAAUACUGAGAAUGGUCGUCAUAAGAAGUCUAGACAUGAUGCUGCUUUGGAGGAUGAUAAGAGGAAGAAUGAAGAGUCUAACUUGUCUGACAUUAAUGGACAACACGGACCUAAAGGAGAUGAUGCUUUAGGGGGCAACAAAGAAACUGCUAUGUGAUAUUAACAAUGUUUACCUGAGCUGCCAUGUCAUUCAGCUAGCUGAUUGCGGAAUCUACUCAAUUGAUGGAUGCAUAGCUGAACUGGUGUUUGUUAUCUCCUUUCUGAUUUAGGAGUUUUAUUUGCAGGAUAUGAAGAUCUUUGGAGAACUUGAGUGCCGACAAGAGUGUUCUUCUGAUCUAUAAAAUGUAUUUCUCAUCAACUUAACUGGUGAAGAUUUGCUUCUUGGAGCAAACUUCUAAAUGUAACACUGGAGCUUGUAAGGUGAUUUAGUACAGUGAGGUCAAAACCAACCAUAUAUUUGUCGUUGCAGGCUCUUGAUUCCGUGAAGAGUAGGAGCUCAUUCUGUGGUGUCGAUUGAAGAUUCAAGGGAGUGCGCGCUUAUCCAUUCUCAAGUAAAGUCCAUUAUAAAAGACUAUAAACACCUUCUAUUCUAGGCUAUGUUACAUUUCAGUUGGCAUGCUUUGGCUGGUGCAAUGAUCCAAAGAUGUUUCUCUACAUACUGAGUUAACUUGCUUCAAGUACUGUAUUUUUUUGGGCGUAUGAUUCUCAUCAUGCGUGUUCUGUAUCAGUAAUGGUAAAAAGUUCAGUUGGCUUAAUAGAUCCCUAUGUUGAAAAUGGUCUUAACAAUCUUUUACUUUGAUGAAUAUAGAUGAGUGCUGCAGAAUAUACUGUGGUUACCUUGUCUGCUGCUCAAUUCGUCUACAUAAAAUUAAUGUUUGUGCCAUGUCAUUCAUUAUCUUCUUUUCCUUUCCUUGUUUUCUUCCUUGUCUUCUUUGCUGAGUAACAGGGAUCCGGUUGAGAAGCCAGUGUAAGUGAGGCAAUUAUGGAAAAAGUCCAGGGGUGUUCCCUUGAUAGUUCCCAAGAUAAGCAGCGUGUCUUCAAAUAUUAACAUUCCUUGUAUCUUGUUUUCGCUGUUUUGUAUGUUUGUCCGUUUAGUAAGCUAUACCUCUGCAAAGAGAUACUUUUUGCCAGUUGCUUCUUACCUGCUGUGGUUGGUGCUGUGUUUGGAAAAACAUGUGCAGGUUUUUUGAAAGCUGAUUGCCGUUGGAGCAUGUUUUGAGAGGGGGGAGUCAGCUACACUAACUUUUAAAGCUGCUUGUGUGUAGAAGAGGUAAGGGGUUUAAGCUAUAUGAAAGUUGGCAAGAGUUAACACCAGAAAUACUGUCUCCGCUGGACUGUGCUAUUGAUUAAAAAAAAAUCUUGACAUUAGUUUCUCAAUAAGUUAGUGUGUUAGCAUUUCAGUGUUUUGGUUGUAUUGUAUCUUAAGAAGUCGCAGUAGUUAUCCUUGUUCUGGCCUUUUAUUGCUUUGUCUUGACCACUGUUAGGUGCUAAACUGAUGGAGAUGACAAGGUGUCUUAGGAGUCACGGAUUGGUAGGUUGGUAUUUUUGGUGUCACUGGACGGUGGUGUUCUUUUAGAACAAAAUUGGUCGGUGGAGUUUUUUUAGAACAAAUUGGUCGGUGGAGUUGAACUAGAGGUAGAUGACAAGAUGAGCAAAUGAAGUACUCCUUUGAUCCAUAUUAAUUGGCUCAAAUUUUGCCCAAAUAUGGAUGUAUCUAUGCCUAGAUACAUGUAAUAUUUUGACAAUUAAUAUGGAUCGAGUAGCAGUAUCAAGGUGUUGUUUGGAUCUGACGAGUUAAUGGGUUCCUUGUAUGAAUUACUAGUAUUUGGUAGCCAUUUGGUUUCAGAUGCUGCGAUUUUGAUCAACAUUUGGUCCUGAGGUGACACAGUGAUAGCAAACCAAUGGCGCCGGACGAUUGGAGCAUCGCAACGACAAUAGCAAAUUCUUCUCUUUCAAUCCAUCGGAGGGCACUAAGUAGAGGCUGCCUUUGUUUCCGGUCGUCCUUAUCAUAGUCCUUUGUUAAUUUCUCACGAGGGAAAUGGUACGUACGCCUAUAGUUUAGUGUUAGUUUAGAGGCGGCUACAAGAGCCCACAAAGAUAAUAACCAAGUUGGUACCGGAUCCGAUUGAUGUACAUGCAACCAUAGGAAAUUAACGGCGAGAAUCAAAUCUGUGUAUACAAACAUGUCCGCAUCUUAUCAAGUGUUCUUUUUCUGUA